AUGUCUGUCACUAAGCUUGCUGGUGUUAUUCUCGGCUCGGCCGCUCUCGUUGCUGGUCACGGUUACGUGUCGGGUGCUGUUGUCGAUGGAACCUACUACGGCGGUUACAUUGUCACUUCAUACCCCUAUGAGAGCGAUCCCCCGGAGACUAUUGCUUGGUCUACUGAGGCUACCGACUUGGGCUACGUCGAUGGUACCGAGUAUGCUGAAGCCGACAUCAUCUGUCACAAGAGUGCUAAGCCCGGUGCCAUCUCUGCUGAGAUCAAGGCUGGUGGUACCGUUGAGCUCCAGUGGACUACCUGGCCUUCUAGCCACCACGGUCCCGUCCUAACCUACCUUGCCAACUGCAAUGGUGACUGCAGCAGUGUCACCAAGACCGACCUCGAGUUCUUCAAGAUUGAUGAGAGCGGUCUCAUCGACGACACCGACCUCCCUGGUACUUGGGCCACGGACAAUUUGAUCUCCAACAACAACAGCUGGACUGUGACCAUUCCUUCUGACAUUGCGGCUGGCAACUACGUCCUGCGCCACGAAAUCAUUGCCCUCCACUCUGCUGAGACCAAGGAUGGCGCUCAAAACUACCCUCAGUGUCUCAACUUGAAGGUUACUGGCGGUGACAGUCUUGCUCCCUCUGGUACUGCUGGUGAGAGCUUGUACAAGGACACUGACCCUGGUAUUCUUGUCAACAUCUACGAGACUUUGACUUCCUACGAUAUCCCCGGACCCGCUAUGUACAACGCCACCUCCACCUCCAGCUCUUCCAGCUCUGCCAGCUCUGCCAGCUCUGGCUCAUCCAGCACCGCCGCUGCCUCCAGCAGCUCUAGCACCACUGCUGCCGCUGCUGCCGCCACCAGCGCUGCUUCUUCCGUCGCUACUAGCGCUGCUUCUUCUGUCACCUCUGCUGCUGGCUCCGUCAUUACUCAGACCGCUACCGCAGUUGAGACGGAUACCGCCACUGCCUACCAGACCUCUACUGAGGUUGAGCAAGUCACCGUCACUGGUAGCGCUCCUCAGCAGACCUAUGUUGCCACUCCCAGCAGCUCCAGCUCUGCCUCCAGCAGCUCGAGUGCUUCUGUGUCUAGCACCACCAACCUUACCUCCUACUUCGAGUCCCUGAGCGCUUCUCAGUUCCUCAGCGUUCUCAAGGAGACCUUCAGCUGGUUGGUCAGCAGCAACAAGGUGCACGCUCGUGACCUUGCCCACUAA
This is a messenger RNA of Aspergillus saccharolyticus JOP 1030-1, 1206 nucleotides long. Its product is annotated as lytic polysaccharide monooxygenase auxiliary activity family 9 protein. NCBI's taxonomy places the organism in Eukaryota, Fungi, Ascomycota, Eurotiomycetes, Eurotiales, Aspergillaceae. The record is from RefSeq and is a predicted model, not a curated record. The coding region runs from base 1 to 1206 and encodes 401 amino acids. The transcript has a single exon.